AUGAGAGCCCUGCCUACUUACUUAUAUCCUCCACUUUCGACCUACGCGAUCUUCCAAACCUCCCCUAAGAACCUCACCCAACCCCAUUUGCUUCACCUAAUCCUCACCAUGUCAAUCAGAAAACUUACAGUUGAAGACUUUGAACCUGCCGUUAAAUGCAUCACAGCCUGCUUUGAGUCCGAUGAGGUCGACCGGUAUCUGUCGCAUUGUGACGGCCGUACAGAGGCCGAGGCCCGCAAACUCGAUGAAGAAAUCUUCGGAUAUAUCAUAUACGCCCAUCUGAUGAACGGACUGGUCAUCACCAUUGGCGACUUUGAAGGUAUUGCCUGUUGGAUGCCCCCCGGAAAGAACAUGGACGACUGGUGGACCAUUUUGCGAAGUGGUAUGUGGCGUGUCAACUUCAAGUUUGGCGCCGAGGGCCGAGCCCGAUACUUCAACGAAUUCCUGCCCUUGCUCAACGAGACCAAGGCCCGGAUUUUGGGCCCCGAACGAGACCAGAACUCGUGGUACCUGGUGUACCUUGGAACGUUACCUACUGCUCGAGGCAAGGGCUACUCUCGAAAGCUCGUCGAGUACGUUACCGCCAUGGCUGACGCUGACUUCCUCUACUGCUAUCUCGAGUCUUCUGCCUUUGAGAACCGGGCCAUCUACGAACGAUUUGGAUUCACAUACAAGGAUACCAUCCACCUGAAACGAAGUGAGGAGCCUAUCCCUCUGGAGAUUAUGGUGCGAGAACCCAACCCCAUCAUUCCGGAGCGGGCUCUGCGAAAACCUGCCAUCAAGGCCGACUCUCCCAAGCUCCAGGUCCAGCACGUGGAGGACAUGGUAGAGCAGCGCAGUAUGGCCACUGCUGCCAAGAUCUAG
Molecule: messenger RNA, 864 nt
Organism: Yarrowia lipolytica CLIB122
Lineage: Eukaryota; Fungi; Ascomycota; Dipodascomycetes; Dipodascales
Molecular function (GO): acyltransferase activity, transferring groups other than amino-acyl groups
Source: RefSeq, a predicted model, not a curated record